Molecule: messenger RNA, 4657 nt
Organism: Hemicordylus capensis (graceful crag lizard)
Lineage: Eukaryota; Metazoa; Chordata; Lepidosauria; Squamata; Cordylidae
Gene: GPT
Product: glutamic--pyruvic transaminase
Exons: 11
Coding region: 160-1791 (543 amino acids)
Biological process (GO): biosynthetic process
Molecular function (GO): L-alanine:2-oxoglutarate transaminase activity; pyridoxal phosphate binding
Source: RefSeq, a predicted model, not a curated record
CUCCCAGGCUUGCACUUGUUUCUCGCCAGCCUGGGAACGGGCAGACCUUUGCCACCUGCGCAGCUGCUGCUGUCCCGCCCUGGCCCAGCUCAGCGGAGCCCGGGCAGGACUUUAACCCCAGCCGCUGAAACCACUGGGACCCAUGUCCCCAGGAAGGCCAUGCCAGGGGGUGGGCUGGCCAGGGCUCUUCUGGGCUGCAGCUGCCGCCCCCGUGCCAGGGCAGGGGGGCGCCCACGGUCCAUGCCCCUGCUUCCCCCGCUGAGCCCGGCUGCUGCCCUCUUGCUUUGCAGGGCCCUGCGGCAGCAGGCAAGCCAGCCUCCCAGGAUGGCGGAGAACGGGCUGGCCCCGAGGGAGAAGGUGCUGACCCUGGAGUCCAUGAACCCCUCCAUCAAGAAGGUGGAGUAUGCCGUGCGGGGGCCCAUCGUCACCCGGGCCGUCCAGCUGGAGAAGGAGCUGCAGCAGGGGGUGAAGAAACCUUUCACGGAAGUGAUCAGAGCCAACAUUGGGGACGCCCAUGCCAUGGGGCAAAAGCCCAUCACCUUCUUCCGCCAGGUCUCCGCUCUCUGCAUGUACCCUGAGCUCUUGAAGGACCCGAAUCUGCCUACGGAUGCCAAGCAGAAAGCUCGGAGGCUGCUGGCCGCGUGUGGGGGGCAAAGCAUUGGUGCCUACAGUGCCAGCCCUGGCAUCGAGCUCAUCCGCCAAGAUGUGGCCAACUUCAUCACGCACCGGGACGGGGGCAUCCCCACCAGCCUGGACAACAUCUUCCUCUCCACAGGCGCCAGCGACGCCAUCAUGACGAUCCUGAAGCUGCUGGUGUCCGGGGAGGGGAGCUCCCGCACGGGGGUGAUGAUCCCCAUCCCGCAGUACCCCCUCUACUCAGCUGGGCUGGCGGAGCUCAGCGCGGUGCAGAUUAACUACUACCUGGACGAGGAGAAGCGCUGGGCGCUGGACGUGGGGGAGCUGCGGAGGGCACUGCACCAAGCCCGGAAGCACUGCCAGCCCCGCGCCUUGUGCAUCAUCAACCCGGGCAACCCAACGGGUCAGGUCCAGAGCCGCCAGUGCAUUGAAGACGUCAUCCGCUUUGCCUGGGAGGAGCACCUCUUCCUCCUGGCUGAUGAGGUGUACCAGGACAACGUGUAUGCAGAGGGCUCCCAGUUCCACUCCUUCAAGAAGGUCCUCUUCGAGAUGGGGCCCAAGUACUCGGAGAGCCUGGAGCUGGCCUCCUUCCACUCCAUUUCCAAGGGCUUCAUGGGCGAGUGUGGUUUCCGGGGCGGCUACAUGGAGGUGAUCAACAUGGACCCAGCAGUCCAGCAGCAGCUGACCAAGCUGGUCUCGGUGCGUCUGUGUCCGCCAGUGACUGGGCAGGUCCUCCUUGACGUGGUGGUGAACCGGCCUCAGCCGGGAGAGCCUUCCUACGACCAGUUCUGCCAGGAAAAGCAGGAAGUGCUGAGCGCCCUGGCCAAGAAGGCCCGGCUCACUGAGGAGACUUUCAAUCAAUCCCCCGGGAUCCGCUGCAAUCCCGUGCAGGGGGCCAUGUACGCCUUCCCACGCAUUCAGCUGCCGCCUCGGGCUGUUCAAGAAGCACAGGCUCAAGGCCAGGCCCCAGACAUGUUUUUCUGCCUCAGGCUGCUCGAGGAGACGGGCAUCUGUGUCAUUCCGGGGAGUGGCUUUGGGCAGAAGGAGGGCACCUUCCACUUCAGAAUGACCAUCUUGCCACCCCUGGAGAAGCUGCAGAUCCUUGUGCAGAAGCUGAGCCAGUUCCAUGCCAAAUUCACCCAGGAAUAUUCCUAACUCCAGCACUAGGGGGCGGCAGAGGGCAGGGAGAGACCACCCAGAAGCGGGAGGGGUGGGGGCCCAGCAGCCAUGGGGAGGGCUCUCUCCUGCUUUGCCUUCCAGCCACCUUUCCUCAUGCCCCCCUCUUCAUGUCUCACCACCAUGACACUCUGCAAGCUCUCCUCCCCACCUCCAACAAAGCAAAGGCCCUGGGGGGCAUCUGCCCAGUGGCUGGACUCGCUGCUACCCAGAAGGGACUGCCUGGGAUGUGGAGUGGCUCCAUCCGACUGGCUGGCUGGCUGGAGGGGACCCUGCCCCCACCCCGACCUCUGCCUCCCUCCGGGGCCCCGUCUCAUCGGCUGCUCUCACUGUCCAGGCCUCGGCACCUUGAGUCCCUGGUGCCUGCCGAACUCCUCGGCCUGGACUACGGGGGCCCAUGCUGGGCUUUGAGCUGCUUGACCUGGCCUGGGUUCCUCUGUCCCCGCCCUGCCGACUGUGCCUUAUGCCCUCAGAUUCCAGGGGACAGAAGUGCCUCCUUAGCUGCCCCUCCCUCCAGCUUGUCUGUUCUCCUGAUGGCCACUGUGGGAGGGGGUGGGAAGCAGAGCGUGUGUCCCCGAAGAGAGGAGUCUUGGCUUCCCACACACCUGGGAGCAGAUCAGCAGCAGCAGCAGCAGCAGCAGCAGCAUUUGAGGGGUCCUUGCACCAGAGUCUUCUCCAAACAAGGAUGGGGUGGCCUCUCCGGUAGACCUGGCAAAACGGCUCCCUCUCGCUUGUGUGCGUGGAGGGAGAGGAGAAGAGCAAUAAAAGCCACUUGAUGAACCAGUCAGAAGAGGAGGAAUCUAAUCCCUGUGGGUUCGUAGGCACUGCAACCAGUCCUGUGCCUGUCUGUGCCAUGAUGCCAACUGGACGAUAUUAGACCGGCGAUAUUAGAUCCUUGCACAUUCCUUGUUCCACUACUCAGGAUAGGCUAUUUAGCUGAGUUUUGGCCUGCUGGUGGUCAGGGAGGGAGUCACCCAUUCUAUCCUAGGGCCGGAGAGCUGGUCUAGUGGGAGUGAGUGUGAAUUGCCCCCUUUGCUAAGCAGGGUCUGCCCUGGUUUGCAUUUGGAUGGGUGAUUACUGUACAUGUGAUUGCUGCCUACUGUAAGAUUCUCCCCUUAGGGGAUGGGGCCACAGCUUAGUGGUAAAGCAUCUGUCUGGCAUGCAGAAGGUCCCAAGUAGGGAUGGGAGUGAUUCCUGCCUGCAGCCUUGGACAGCCACUGCCAGUCUGUGUAGACCCUAUGAGCUAGAUACUGGACCAAGGGUCUGACUCGGUAUGAGGUGGCUUCCUGUGUCCCUAUGAUGUUGGAGACAACCUACUUGCUAUGGGCAGGAGAGAGACAGAGAGUCCUUCAUGGACCCCAACAUUCUUUGGGAAGGACAUCCAAUGCUCAUGAUGGCUAAUCUGCCAAUAGAGGCCCAGGUGAAUGGCUGAACCUCCUCAGGUGGCUUUGGUCAUUGGCCCAGGUGCUCUUGGGACUUCUCCUCCACUCCUUCACCAGCAGAGGGUGCUCUGGUGCUUUUCAAGGAAGUAAAAUAAUGGUAAAGUGUGCUGUCAAGUCGAUUUUGACUCCUGGCGCCCACAGAGCCCUGUGAGGUUUUUUGGUAGAAUACAGGGGGGUUGACCAUUGCCUCCUCCUGUGCAGUAUGAGAUGAUGCCUUUCAGCAUCUUCCUAUAUCGCUGCUGCCCGAUAUAGUACCAGCAGGGAUUUGAACUGGCAACGUUCUGCUUGUUAGUCAAGCAUUUCCCUGCUGUACUACUUAAGGUGACUUUGCAAGGAAGUCGGUUAGAGCAAAUGUACACUUCCCAUUUAAACGGGAGUUGAGGAGUCCUGAAGGAUGCUGCUGCUAGAUUCCGUUCAUAACUGCAAGGGGCAAAACGAGGUGCCAGCAGCUUAUACCCGCUUCUGUUUCUGGUGCAAUGUGGAGACUUGUGGGGAUCUCCUCAUGGGGCUGGCUGAUCAUGCUCCCCCCUUGCUCAGAUUCCACCUUCCCUGAGUGGUCAUGGAAAUUUUAUGUCAGCUCCUAUUGGCUUGGUUCCUUUGGAGGAGGCAAGCUGAAGGCUAUUUUGCAAUGAUCUGUUGACUUAGAAAUAAAGAGGUCACAUGGUCAGCAGUGAGGCGAGGUGGGGUGCAGAUGCAAGCACACAGGUAAAUACUGUUAGUUGCAAUGCUUUCCAUGCAUCCACACACUUGCCAAGCAACCUUGGUCUCUCCCAAUUUCUGGCAGGUGGGUGGGUGCAACUCAUAUCCCCAAUCAGGAGCAGCUUGUCCUAAUGAGCUGGGAAGGGGAGGGGGCGCCAAAGGAGGGAUAGCUGCUUCUCCUUCUAGGAGCUCAAUUUGCUCCUCUCUGCCCCAGCCCCAGUGUUGAUGGAAGCCAUGCUGCCUGCAGGCUGGCCAUUCAUCAGGUUGAGCUGUGUGGCUCCGAGAAGGAGAGGCAGCUGUGCCUCCUUUGCCCACCCCCCAUCCCUGCUUGUUAGGACAAGCUGCUCCUCCUGUUGCCAAUAGGUGGAAAGCAAACAGCCCAUGGAUGUCCACCAGUGACCAGACCCCAGUAAAGGGGGCAAGGAGAAAAGGAAAGAGAGUAAGUCCUUUUGUCUACGGGGUUUGCUUCUGGGACAAGAUUACUGAAAUGGCCUGGAAGUGCAGCCUAUCCUGCAAAGACAAUGGAAAUACUUGGUAGUCAAAAAUGGUGAAAGACUGCAUGGUUAAUUAUUUACAAACUCACAAAAUGUUUCUUAUCUCAAGCCAAGUGUUCCUCUGUAUGGGGCACUGCAAACUGUAUCCCACUAACAAUACCAGGACCCAUAAUGUUGUUUACUCUGAUUAAAUCUCCUGUUCAUAAUCUC